Nylanderia fulva is the source of this 1614-nucleotide messenger RNA. It is a transcript of the gene pths, whose product is annotated as probable ATP-dependent RNA helicase DDX47. Lineage: Eukaryota; Metazoa; Arthropoda; Insecta; Hymenoptera; Formicidae. Gene Ontology annotation, cellular component: cytosol. The record is from RefSeq and is a predicted model, not a curated record. Gene Ontology annotation, molecular function: RNA helicase activity; ATP binding; nucleic acid binding.
GAAGAGCGGGUGGUCCCUAAAUGUCACUUAGAUCUAGGGGUCGAUUGUGUAACUUUUUCUAAAAAAAAAUUACACAAUCGACCCCCUAAUCCUUUGAUUCAUCUAGUUCCAUAAAUGUGGAUCUACUGAGGUCUGGGGUCCUGGGUAGACUCAAACCUCUGUUACGCUUACUCUUUGCCUCAGGACUCAGGCAAGUUUAGCGACACAGCGUGCACGGUUAUCCGACACCCUUUGACUAUGGAUGAUUGGAAAGCACUGGGGCUUGUGGACACGCUAUGCAAUACAUGCAUUCAAUUAAAAUGGAAAGAACCUACGAGUAUUCAACAAGAAGCCAUUCCUUUGGUACUUCAAGGCAAGGAUGUGAUAGGAUUAGCAGAGACUGGAUCAGGAAAAACUGCUGCUUUUGCAUUGCCUAUAUUGCAAGCAUUAUUGGAGAAUCCUCAAAGAUAUUUUGCACUUGUACUGACACCUACGAGAGAACUGGCCUUCCAGAUUUCAGAGCAAUUUGAAGCGCUAGGUUCCAGCAUAGGUGUAAAAUGCGUAGUGAUAGUAGGUGGAAUGGACAUGCAUGCGCAGGGACUACUAUUAGAGAAAAAGCCUCACAUCAUUAUCGCUACACCUGGUAGAUUAGUCGAUCACUUGGAGAAUACAAAAGGCUUCAAUUUACGGCAAUUAAAAUUUCUAGUAAUGGAUGAGGCAGAUCGUAUCUUGAACAUGGAUUUUGAGGUGGAGGUUGAUAAGAUUCUCAGAGUUAUUCCGCGAGAAAGGAAGACCUUAUUAUUCUCCGCAACCAUGACGAAGAAGGUGCAAAAGCUGCAACGUGCGUCUUUGCGAAAUCCCGUGAAAGUCGAAAUGUCCACCAAGUAUCAAACUGUAGAAAAGCUGCAGCAAUAUUACAUAUUUAUUCCAGUGAAAUUCAAGAAUGUGUACCUGGUGCAUAUCUUGAACGAACUGGCGGGCAACAGUUUCAUGAUAUUCUGCGGAACCUGCAACAACACCGUAAGAACUGCUCUAUUAUUGCGGAACUUAGGAUUCACGGCGGUUCCUUUGCACGGGCAAAUGUCGCAAAACAAGAGAAUCGCCGCGCUGACAAAAUUUAAAGCGAAGAAUAGAUCCAUACUAAUUUCAACAGAUGUUGCCAGCAGAGGGCUCGAUAUUCCGCACGUGGACAUCGUUAUCAAUUUUGAUAUACCAACGCACAGCAAGGAUUAUAUUCACAGAGUGGGUCGGACAGCGCGUGCAGGUCGAUCCGGUCGUUCGAUCACCUUUGUUACGCAAUACGAUGUCGAGCUGUAUCAGCGAAUAGAACAGUUGAUAUCGAAGCAGCUGCCAUUGUAUUCAACAGAGGAGGAAGAGGUGAUGUUACUGCAGGAAAGAGUGAGCGAAGCACAGCGAAUAGUAAAAAUGGAUAUGAAAAAUAUCGAAGAGAAUAAAAAAUCAGGUAAACGUAAGCGCGGCGCCGGCAAUGAGGACGACGAUACGGAACAGUCUCUCGGGGUGAGAAAAAGGAUGAAAGCGAAGAGUAAAAGAAAAUGAGAAUGCUAGAUAUUGUAAAGUAUGUUAUUACAAUGAUAUAUUAAUUUUAUUUUAAUAAAGUCCCUUUUCUUUCUACGA